This is a messenger RNA of Lathyrus sativus (Indian pea), 1179 nucleotides long. Lineage: Eukaryota; Viridiplantae; Streptophyta; Magnoliopsida; Fabales; Fabaceae. The record is from the annotation of a GenBank genome assembly.
AUGGGCAGGCGCGGACGACCACCAAAGGUGGUGGCAACGCCGGAAACAUCAACUGAUAAUCUGAACGAUGAUCAGCAAGGCAACAAAGAUUCAACAUCUGAGACAAUAAUGGAACAUGAAAAAGAGAAAACAGUAGGAGCGAUUGCAGAGAACCAGGAAAUCCAUGAAACCCUAGAAGCAGAGAAGGGGAUAAACGAACCCAGAAAACUCUGGGUUGACGUCAUUAGCGGAAAUCGCAACCCAGGUAAUGGAUUAUCACUCGAAUUCAUAGCACCAAAGAUUGUCAAUGGAGUACCGGAGGUUAUAAUUGAGGAAGUAGAUACUAUCAACGAGGUGAAAUUCUGGGAAACCUCUUUGAUAAUGUAUGUUCUGGGUGGUGAAUUAAGCAUGAAUGGUGUCAAGCAGUUCAUGACCAAACAAUGGAAUUUCGUCAAGUUACCUGACAUGUACUACAACAACGAAGGCUAUUUUAUUCUGAGAUUUCAUUCGCAUAAAGAAAGAGACAAUAUUCUAUUGAAGGGACCGUAUACCAUACAAAACAUGCCGAUGUUACUAGCUGAAUGGAAGCCAAAUUUCAAUUUGAAGACUGAUAUGCUGCGUACCAUCCCGGUUUGGGUCCAAUUUCCCCAACUGCCACUCCAUCUAUGGGGAAAAAAAUCCUUGGAAAAGCUAGCAAGCGUACUCGGAACCCCGCUAAUGACUGAUGAAUGUACCGCCAACAGAUAUCGUAUUUCAUAUGCUAGAGUACUAGUCGAAAUAGACAUCACCCAGGAGCUGAUUAAGGAAAUAAUCAUUACGGACGACAAUGGAGAAAAGAUGCAUAAAAUGGUGGAAUAUGAGUGGAGACCACCGUAUUGUAUGAAAUGUCAUCGAAUAGGACAUAGAUGUGAGGAAAAACGGCAGGAAAAUCAGGUGAAAAAAUGGGCCCCCAAGAAGAAGAAAACAAAUGAGUACCAAUUGAAAAAACCUCAGGAGGAGCAUGUUCUUAAGACACCUAUACACCAGAUAGUAUUGCCUGUGAAUGUUCCGACACAACAACCUAUUACAAAGGCCCAACAGCAGACCAGAAUUGAGAUUACUAAUGGACCAAUCCUCCAACCAACAAAUGAACAACAGACAGAUGAGGGAGAAUCCAAAGGCUGGACAGCAGUUCGGAGGCGUGAUAAAGAUAAAAGUUAG